Loxodonta africana (African savanna elephant) is the source of this 1550-nucleotide messenger RNA. It is a transcript of the gene CRYL1, whose product is annotated as crystallin lambda 1. The record is from RefSeq and is a predicted model, not a curated record. Lineage: Eukaryota; Metazoa; Chordata; Mammalia; Proboscidea; Elephantidae. Gene Ontology annotation, molecular function: NAD+ binding; L-gulonate 3-dehydrogenase activity. The transcript is spliced from 8 exons. Bases 113 to 1072 code for a protein of 319 amino acids. Gene Ontology annotation, biological process: fatty acid metabolic process.
CGACUUGGGCCCUGCCCUCUGGAGCGCUGGUCCGCCCGCCGCCUAGGGAGAGCUAGGUUCGUACCGGGCCCGCAGGUCUCGGAGCCGCGGACGUGGGCUACGGAGGUCCGGUAUGGCUUCGCCGCGGGACGGCGGUGUGGUGAUUUUGGGCAGUGGCCUCAUUGGACAAAGCUGGGCUAUGUUGUUUGCCAGUGGAGGCUUCAAGGUGAAACUCUAUGAUAUUGAGCAACAGCAGAUAACAAAAGCCCUGGAAAACAUCAGGAAGGAGAUAGAGUUGCUGGAGCAGUUGGGCGCCCUGAGAGGUUCUCUGGGCGGCCGAGAGCAGCUGUCUCUCAUAAGCGGCUGCUCUGACAUGCAGAAAGCAGUAGAGGGCGCCAUGCACAUUCAGGAAUGUGUCCCAGAAAACCUGGAACUAAAGAAGAAGGUUUUUGCUCAGUUGGAUCGCAUUGUAGAUGAUAAAGUUGUCAUAAGCAGCUCAAGCUCUUGCCUCUUGCCUUCCAAGUUGUUUGCUGGUUUGACACACGUAAAGCAGUGCAUGGUGGCUCAUCCUGUAAAUCCACCAUAUUACAUCCCAUUGGUUGAGCUGGUUCCACACCCAGAAACAGACCCUUCCACCGUGGACAGAACACACAUCCUGAUGAAGAAGAUAGGGCAGUCUCCGAUUAGAAUCCGGAAGGAGGUCGACGGCUUUGCCCUGAACCGGCUCCAGUAUGCGAUCAUCAGCGAGGCCUGGAGGCUUGUAGACGAGGGAAUAGUGUCUCCCAGUGACCUGGACCUUGUCAUGUCAGAUGGACUGGGGAUGCGGUAUGCAUUCAUUGGGCCCCUGGAGACGAUGCAUCUCAAUGCAGAAGGCAUGUUGAGCUACUGUGACAGAUACAGUGAAAACAUCAGACAUGUCCUGAAGACUUUUGGACCCAUCCCAGAGUUUUCUGGCACAACAGUUCAAAAAAUUAAUCAGGCCAUGUGUGAGAAGGUUCCUGAUGACCCUGAGCACUUGGCUGCCAGAAGGAAGUGGCGGGAUGAAUGCCUCUUGAGACUCUCCAAACUGAAACAUGAGAUGCCAUCCAAGUGAAGUUCCUGGAAUGCUCUUAUCACUCCUUCCAGUGAAAGUCCUAGCUGAGGAAUUAUAAGCUCUUAAUCAAAUCUCUCUAAAGCAAUGAGAAGCCAUGGCUGUGCUUAGCGUGAAGAUUCUGCUCUUAAUUUCUUUUGUUUAGCUGGCUUAUAUGAUAAAGGCUGAUGGUUGUCCAGUUACAUUGGAUCAUGGACCUGGACUAGAUGUGAGAUGUGCAUUCACAGUAGCACUGGGGCUCUGGGACUGCUGAUAUUCUGCCAGCCCACAAGGGAGAAAGCAGACACUCUGAAGAUUUUCACCCCUAGGACAACAUUUUAUAUCUAAUUAUUGUAGCUUCAUUUUAUUUUAAUCUAUAUAGCAAAGUAUUCUUAUCAUUAUUUUACAGUCCUUCCUGAGUACUCUGUGACCCUGCAUUUAUGAAGCAACUAUCUUCAUUUUGCUAAUGCUUGUUCUGAAUAAAAGUUUUUGAUUCCAUAAA